Messenger RNA from Epinephelus moara (kelp grouper), 959 nucleotides. It is a transcript of the gene hsd17b1, whose product is annotated as hydroxysteroid (17-beta) dehydrogenase 1. Gene Ontology annotation, molecular function: estradiol 17-beta-dehydrogenase [NAD(P)+] activity. The record is from RefSeq and is a predicted model, not a curated record. Gene Ontology annotation, cellular component: cytoplasm. Bases 28 to 900 code for a protein of 290 amino acids. NCBI's taxonomy places the organism in Eukaryota, Metazoa, Chordata, Actinopteri, Perciformes, Serranidae. Gene Ontology annotation, biological process: estrogen biosynthetic process. The transcript is spliced from 6 exons.
AAGCAGACAGUUGAUGAGCCAGGCUCCAUGGACAAGAAGGUGGUGCUGAUCACAGGCUGUUCCUCGGGAAUCGGUCUCAGCCUGGCUGUCCGGCUGGCCUCUGACCCCGACAAAAAAUUCAAAGUGUAUGCCACAAUGAGAAACCUAGCCAAGAAAGAGCGUCUUUUGGAAUGUGUGAAAAGCCUGCACAAGGACACCUUGGACAUACUCCAAUUGGACGUAACCAGCUGGCAGUCCAUCCUGGAUGCGAGAGACAGGGUUGCUGAGAAACGAGUGGACAUUCUAGUGUGUAAUGCUGGUGUGGGUUUGAUGGGGCCGCUGGAGGUGCAGUCCUUGGACUCGAUGAGGCAGAUUCUGGAGGUCAACCUUUUGGGUACCAUCCAGACCAUCCAGGCUUUCCUGCCGGAGAUGAAGGCUCAGGGCCAGGGCCACAUUCUGGUCACUGGGAGCACUGGAGGACUUCACGGUCUCCCCUUUAAUGAGGUGUAUUGUGCCAGUAAAUUUGCCAUAGAGGGAGCAUGUGAGAGUUUAGCUAUCCUCCUGCAACACUUCAAUAUCCAUGUGAGUCUCAUUGAGUGUGGUCCAGUCAACACCGAUUUCCUGGUCAACCUGCAGAAGGUAGAGCUAGGGGAUACCUCUCUCCAACAGGUCGAGGCCCUAACGCUCAGCCUCUAUGAAAAAUACCUGAAGCACUGUGGCUCCGUUUUCCAAAAUGCAGCACAGGACACUGAGGACAUUGUAAAGGUUUUCCUUGAUGCCAUCCAGUCACCCAGCCCUGCAUUUAGGUACUUCACCAGCGGCGUCGUGCCACCUCUCACCAAACUGAAGAUGACAGAGCCAGAUGGCUCGCGGUACAUCAGUGCAUUGGGCAAAAUCAUGUUCUCAGCUGAGGAACAAUAAUUUUGCCUUGUUUUUAUCUAAGCCACAACUUGCUCUUGUUUGCGUUUUAAUGCAGAGGU